AUGUCCAAUAAAGUAGUAGUAGAAAAACGAAAACCUGCUGAGGGAUCGAUUCAUAAACGUGUCCCUCAACGACCCGCAACAGUGCCAACAGACAUAUAUAUAUGCAAUAAAACCAAAACUCAGGCUAUUAUAAAAAGAGUGAAAAGAUUAAUGCUGAGAGAGAAUCAUAAAUCAAUAACUAUUCAUGGCUUAGGAGCCAUGGUAAUCCGUGCCUUAUCAAUGGCUUUAGCUGCCCAAGAAGCACUCGAAAACCAAAUUGUCCUCAAACCUACAACAGAAACAGUAUAUCUGGUCGAUGAUAUAAUCCCUGAUGAUAUGGAUAAAGACAUCCAAGAAAAAUAA
Molecule: messenger RNA, 342 nt
Organism: Mycotypha africana
Lineage: Eukaryota; Fungi; Mucoromycota; Mucoromycetes; Mucorales; Mycotyphaceae
Exons: 4
Coding region: 1-342 (113 amino acids)
Biological process (GO): tRNA 5'-leader removal
Cellular component (GO): nucleolar ribonuclease P complex; ribonuclease MRP complex; nucleus
Molecular function (GO): nucleic acid binding
Source: RefSeq, a predicted model, not a curated record